This is a messenger RNA of Setaria italica (foxtail millet), 804 nucleotides long. RefSeq lists its product as uncharacterized. Gene Ontology annotation, biological process: maintenance of rDNA; negative regulation of double-strand break repair via homologous recombination; DNA repair. Gene Ontology annotation, cellular component: nuclear speck; cytosol. NCBI's taxonomy places the organism in Eukaryota, Viridiplantae, Streptophyta, Magnoliopsida, Poales, Poaceae. The transcript is spliced from 4 exons. The record is from RefSeq and is a predicted model, not a curated record. The coding region runs from base 82 to 525 and encodes 147 amino acids.
CACAAACAGCCGCAACACCCCACCAGACCCCAACCCCAACCGGCAACCGCUGCGGCGGCGCGGCCCUGCUCCCCGGUCGCCAUGGACUAUUCGCUCGCGGCGCUGAAGAUCUUCGGCUCCCAGCUCGCCAGCGCCACCGAGGCACCGUCGUCCGAGGGCGCCUCCCCCGCGCAGAUGCUAUUCGGCAUCCGCUUCCAGCGCGUCUGGAUUCAGGGCGUUCUCCUGUCGGCGGACUACAACGAAGCCGGCGGAGGGCGUUUUGUGCUGGAUGACGGCUCCUGCAUUGCCGACCUCUUCGUCUCGCCCAGAGAAGCCGAGGGCCGGCCGUGGAGGGCAGGGAUGUAUGUAAUGGUGGUCGGGGCAUACAUUGCAGGAGAGUCUAAGGAAAACUUCCCAGCUAUCAAGGUGCAUAAGAUGGUCGACCUCUCUGCCCAGCCGGACCGUGAAGCAAUGUGGUACAUGGAAGUAGCUGAAGCGUACAAUUUGUUCUACGAGCCAUUCUUGGCUGCUAGUCCCUCGUCAUAACUCAUAAGCAUUAGCCCUUUGCCCCUUUGAUCUCUGGUAGUUGUAAUUGUAGGCCUUUAAUCUUUUAGAAAUGUUAUGAAACUAUAUACCAUGGUCAAAGGGUAUUGUCUUAUGGCUCUGCGUCUAGCAAUGUGCCAUAUCCAUGGUCAUGGGUUUGGGACCCAAUCGUAUUUUUAGGACCACCUAAGAAUUUGGGAAGUCAAUCCAACUGCUGAAAAAUGGAACAGACAUUUGUAUAUCGUGAUACAUCUCUGUAGCAGUGCUGGUCUUCCAUACGUU